GUGGACACGAACAUUUUUUUCUGCUUUCUUGAUUAUCUGCUUAAGCCAAGCGUUCGAAUUCGACUUAAUAUAAUUGAAAGGAGUUGUUCUAAUAGUAACAUUCAUUGUAAGAAGCAUUCCAGCCUGAUUAUUUUCUUCAUCUUAUACCUUUUUCCUGUAACAUUUUGGUCUACUUUGUGUAUUACGGUAACGUGAAGGAGGUGUGUAUUCAAUGGGAACGUACCACUGUGCCAGCAAACCGGGAAGGAUUUUGUUGUGACAGCCGAGUAUAAACCCGGCGGGGGUGAAGACCAUAACUUAGAGUUUUUCCUUUCGGAUCAGCCAUGGCUUUCAGCAAAGGUUAUCGCAUCUACCACAAGCUGGAUCCCCCUCCUUACAGUGUCAUAGUGGAAACCAGGUCCCGGGACGAAUGCCUGAUGUUUGAAUCGGGGGCUGUUGCUGUUCUGUCGGCUGCAGAGAAGGAGGCCAUUAAAAGUACAUACACAAAGAUUGUUGAUGCUUAUGGAAUUCUUGGUGUACUUCGUCUUAACCUGGGUGACUCCAUGCUGCACAGCCUUGUGGUUGUGACGGGAUGCAGCUCUGCAGGCAAGGUGCAGGAUUCAGAGGUUUUCAGGGUCACACAGACAGAUUUUAUAUCACUGAGGAACGAUCCAGGAGACGAGGACAGAAUUGCGGAGGUCCGUAAGCUCUUAAACUCAGGUCACUUCUACUUUGCCUGGUCUUCCACUGGCGUCAGCCUGGACUUGAGUCUCAACGCACAUCGCAGGAUUCUAGAAGAUACCACAGAUAACCGCUUCUUCUGGAACCAGUCUUUGCAUCUGCACCUUAAACACUAUGGAGUUAAUUGUGAGGACUGGCUGCUGAGGCUGAUGUGUGGCAGUGUGGAGAUCAGGACCAUUUAUGCGGGGCAUAAACAAGCCAAGGCCUGCAUCUUCUCUCGGCUCAGCUCAGAGCGAGCUGGCACUCGGUUCAAUGUUCGAGGAGCAAAUGAUGACGGGCAAGUGGCCAACUUUGUGGAAACAGAACAGGUUAUUUUCCUUGAAGACAGAGUCUCAUCCUUCAUACAGAUCCGUGGGUCCAUUCCACUUUUCUGGGAACAGCCGGGAAUACAGCUCCCAGACUUCUUUGGUCAGGUUGGUUCCCAUCGUGUGAAACUCUCAAGGGGAUUUGAGGCUAAUGCCCCGGCUUUUGAAAGACACUUUGCUGCCCUGCGCAGGUUGUAUGGAAAGCAGGUGAUCAUUAACUUACUCGGAGGUAAGGAAGGGGAACACAUGCUCAGCAAGGCUUUUCAGAGUCACCUGAAGGCGUCGGAGCAUUCAGCCUCAGUGAAAAUGAUCAACUUUGACUACCAUCAAAAUGUGAAGGGUGGCAAAGCCGACAAACUCCACAGCGUUUUGAAGCCUCAGCUCCAUAAGUUCAUAGAGGAAUGUGGGUUCUUCUACUAUUCUGGGGAAACUGGCAUCGUAAGGACUCAGGGGGGGACCAUGAGGACUAACUGCCUGGACUGUUUGGACAGAACCAAUAGUGUUCAAGCCUUUUUUGGCCUUGAGAUGUUGACCAGGCAGUUAGAACAAAUGGGCCUGACAGAGAAACCCCAGUUGGUGGCCCGGUUCCAGGAGGUUUUUCGGACCAUGUGGUCUGUUAACGGGGAUUCCGUCAGUAAGAUCUAUGCGGGCACUGGUGCUCUGGAUGGCAAAGCCAAGCUUAAAGAUGGAGCGCGCUCCGUUACACGGACCAUCCAAAACAACUUCUUUGACACCUCCAAGCAGGAAGCCAUUGACAUCUUGAGACUGGGCUCCACGCUGAACAGUGACCUGGCAGACAAAGCUCGUGCUUUGCUCACCACUUCCAGUCUUUAUGUCACUGAGCCUGUCUUACAAUCAGCCUCUCCAAGGGUGUUGCUGGGAAUGUGUCAAAACUACCACAAAUACACGAGGCCGAAGCAAAUCCGCGUGUGUGUUGGCACCUGGAAUGUGAACGGGGGUAAACAGUUCCGCAGCAUAGCUUUUCGCAACCAAACACUCAACGACUGGCUUUUGGAUGCUCCCAUGAAAGCCGGGCAUCCUGAGUUCCAAGACAGCAAAGCCAACCCCAUAGAUAUCUUUGCCAUCGGAUUUGAGGAAAUGGUUGAACUGAAUGCUGGGAACAUUGUCAGUGCAAGCACCACCAACCAAAAACUCUGGGCAGCUGAGCUUCAAAAAAACAUUUCCAGGGACCACAAGUAUGUGCUGCUAGCCUCAGAGCAGCUUGUAGGAGUGUGUCUGUUUGUCUUCAUCCGCCCUCAGCAUGCACCUUACAUCAGAGAUGUAGCUGUAGACACGGUGAAAACUGGAAUGGGUGGGGCCACAGGUAAUAAAGGAGGUGUGGGCAUCCGCCUGCUGUUCCACACCACCAGCAUCUGCUUUGUGUGCUCCCAUUUUGCCGCUGGCCAAUCCCAAGUCAAAGAGAGGAAUGAUGACUACAACGAGAUCACGCGCAGACUCAGUUUCCCCAUGGGUCAUCUGCUGUACUCCCAUGAUUACGUAUUCUGGUGCGGAGACUUCAACUACCGAAUCAACCUGCCCAAUGAGGAAGUGAAGGAACUCAUCCGACAGCAGAACUGGGAGGCUUUGACGGCUGGGGAUCAGCUGCUGGAGCAAAAAAAUGCAGGAGCGAUCUUCAGGGGGUUUAUUGAGGGAAAGAUAGAUUUCGCCCCCACCUACAAAUACGACCUUUUCUCAGACGAUUAUGACACCAGUGAGAAGUGCCGCACUCCAGCUUGGACGGACCGCAUACUUUGGAAGAGGAGAAAGUGGAACUUCAGCAAAACGGCAGAGGAGCUGAAUGUUGUUGGGGCACCAUCCACUUCUGCAGAUAAUGAGGGGGAUCCAGAAUUUGCAUGGAGCCCUGGCGCUUUAAAGUACUACGGCAGGGCCGAGCUGAAGACCUCAGACCACAGGCCUGUUGUGGCAGUAAUAGAUGUGGACAUCCUGGAAGUGGACCCUGAGACUCGCCACCAGGUCUAUAAAGAUGUCAUUGGCAAGCAGGGGCCUCCAGAUGGCACCAUCCUGGUAUCGCUGUGCUCUUCUGGGCCUGAUGACUACUUCAGUGAUGACCUAAUUGACGAGCUUCUGGAUAAAUUUUCCAAUUUUGGAGAGGUCAUCCUCAUCAGAUUUGUUGAGGAAAAGAUGUGGGUUACUUUCCUGGAAGGUUAUUCUGCUCUGGCAGCUCUUUCACUGAGUGCUUCCACUGUUCUUGGAAAGGUGAUUGACAUUCGCCUCAGAAGCCCGGGCUGGAUCAAGAGUUUGGAGGAGGAGAUGAGUGUGGAGAGGAUCUUUGGAAGCAUGCCCACAUCAGCCAGUUCCACCCUGCUUGCCGAAGAUGCUGAUGUGGAUGAGGAUGAAUUUGACAUGGAGGGUGAAGUGGAUGAGGAGGUGGAGGAGAUCCUUCCACAGCACCUGCAGCCCGGAGCCGGCUCUGGUCCCGGUUCUUCUCCUCUGCCCUCUCCCCGCAGUAGUCCCUGUCCCUCACCCACCCACGGGGAACCCGCUGCUCCCAGCAGGCCCAGUCGUUCCCAACAACCCUCCCGACCAUCACAAGAAAUGGAAAUAAGUCCUUUGUCUCUGAGAUUGGAAUUUCCAGGACCUCCUGUUGACUUCCAGCCUGGCGCGCCCCCAUCUGGAAGCCUGGAGCCCAAACGGCCACCACCCCCUCGACCCGGUCCCCCUCCUGCUAGACCUGCUCCACCUCAACGGCCUCCACCACCAUCAGAGGCUGGUCCCAGCCCACUGCUUGGUAGGAGAGGCAGUGAAGGAUCAAAAAGCCCCGCUCUUCCUCGACCAGAUCCUCCUGCAGGUCGUGGACAAGCUGCUGCUGGGGCUCCAGGACCUGGAGGAGCUCCCAGACCUAAUAUUCCUCCUCGAGCUGGAGUGAUUAGUAUGCCCCCUCAGUCUCGCCCGCCACCUCCCUCUCACCCUGGAGCACCGCGGCCCAUCCCAGAGGUUCAUCCGGGGGCCCCUCGGCCGGUUCCAGAUACUCAUCCUGGAGCUCCACGCCCUAAUCCCAGUGCCCAAGUCAAACCACCAGACCUUCCUUUGGGUCCUCCUCCAUCAGGACCCCCUCCUGCAGCCCCCUUUACUUUAAAACCCCAGACUCAGUCCCCGCCGCAGCCUCAACCUCCCUCAUCUUCUGCUCAAUCACAACUCCCUCCGCCCAUGCAGCCCACACUUGCAAUUCCUCUGCAACCACACCCGCCCGCUGCUCCUCCAGCAGCAGCUCCACCUGUGGCCGCUUCUUCCUCCACCACCCUGGCUGGACCUCAGCAGGGUCUCGCCUCCCCCAAACCUCCACCCCGUUCCCGCUCCUCUCAUGCUCUGCCACCUGAUGCUGACAAACCCGAGACAGCCCCAGCUGCACAGACAAAUGGAUUGAAUGGAAUCCAAAGAGAAGCACAAUGGAGGCCUGACCUUUUUGACACGCUCGCAUUAGACUUCCACUCGUCCUCUUCUCCCUCCUGGCACAGCACUCAGUCACUGAGCAGAGGCUCCUCCCUCCGUGCUCCACCCUCCAUUCCUCCAUCGGUGUUUUCCUCCACAACGCUGCCAUCGUCUUUCUCACACCAGCCCUCUGCUCUGUCAGACCUCCAGGCUCUGGAGUCGUCAUCCUCUUCCUCGCUUUCUACCCCGUCGCCGUUUGCCUCUUCCUUACUCCCGCCUCCGCCGGCGCCGUCUCGCAGUAGGUCGCAGGAGACGUUGCGUGCCUCCCCGAAUGCUUUCAUGACUGACCCCCUGCCAGCCCGACCCAGCAGCACCAAUCCUUUUACUGGACCUGUGACUCAGCAGCUCCGCCCGCUCACCCCAGACUUCAGUUUCCAGCAUCAAGCAAGCCUUCAGAAAACGUCCUCUGCUGUUACUCCACCGCUCGUCCCGACCCCCGCACCAACCACCCAACUCAAAAAGACCAUGUCCCUGUUUGGACCACCCUCUAAUCAAAAUUCCACAUCCCUGCUUUCUAACCGUCCUGAGGCAGCGACUGCCCCCCGUUUGCCUCUGGCUCCGCCUUCCCUUCAACUUUCCCUUGCAUCUCAGCCCCAACCAUCUUCCUUAGGGGCAAUGCCAAAAAGUCAGUGGGUGACUUUUGAUGACGAAUUGGACUUUUCAUCCCAAGCUAAAACACAAAACCCAGUCUUCCCAUCUACUUCAAUUUUAUCUCAAGCUCCAGCCCAACCCUCUCGCUCCGUGUUUGACUCAGAACGUGAGUGGUUAUCUUCUGCCACUCCUUCCCUGACAUCUCAGAAGCAGAUCCAGCCUUCUCGCUCCGUGUUUGACUCAGAACCUGAGUGGUUAUCUUCUGCCACUGCUUCCCUGACAUCUCAGAAGCAGAUCCAGCCUUCUAGCUCUGUUUUUGACUCAGAACCUAAGUGGUUGUCCUCCACCCCUGCCUCUCUGGUGUCCACACAGAAGAACCAUCCUUCUCGCUCUCUGUUGGACUUAGAACCCGAGUGGUUAUCUUCCGCUCCUGUUCCCCUCGUAUCUAAACAGCAGAACCACCCUUCUCGCUCUGUAACUGACUCCGAGCCUGAGUGGCUAUCUUCUCCAGCGGCAUUUUCACCAAACUAGAACUGUAACCAAUUCAUCCAAGCUCCCACAGGAACACGCUAACCGCUGCUUCUUCUUUAGGGAGUCCACAGAAAGAUAAUAUUACCCUUUAUUAUAAGGGCCAUAUUACAGAUAUGUAUAGAUCUAUGAUAAGAGCGUAAAUGUACGUAUGUGUGUUUGUGUGUAUGAACCAGAAGGACUGUAUUUUAAAGGGCAUAUAUCAAUCCCCUCUGAGCCACAGAAAAAGGAUUUCAUCUUGAGGCAGAACAAUGGAUGGAUGUUUGCAACAGCCACGUUUCCUUCAUCCCUCAGAUUUCCACGCGCUUUGAAUUGCUUUACUUGUAUUUAUUGCAGCAAAUACGUGCCUGUGUGUUGACAGUGUGUUCUAUCAGUAUAUCUAAAAAUCACAUGUGCAAUAUCAAGACACGGCAUCUGCAGCCUGUGAAGGGUUCACUGAAACAGCUUUACAGAUGCUUCAUGUGACUCGAAGCCAUCCUCAUCCAUCACUUUGACUCAUCUCAUCAGAGUUAAAUCUGAAGGUUGUAUGGACAUUUUUCUUUCGAUCCUUUCAAUGUUUACUGAAGAUUUGUUCUGUUUGCACUCUUAUGUUGCUACAAAGUGACUCAAUUUUGUUUUUUUAUCAGUUAAACUAAAUCGCCACAGGACUGAUGCUCUGUAAUAUCAUCCGAUUGUUGUUUUCUCUCUAUUCAGGUCGGCAUUCUUUGUCUGUAAGCUAAUAUCCUUGGCCCAGCAGUAUUUUUGGGGUCCAUAUCUGAAAUUAUACUUGGCAUUCUAAUGAUAGUGCAACACUUUCUCAUGGCAAUACUUGCAAGAGGAGGUACAACGUAACCGAUAUGCACUGACACGCUGUGUGCACUGUCCUGCCCCUGCUCUUAUCAGCAGAGCUGAUUUGGAGGAGAUGCUGCAGACAGAAUACACAAGCUCAGUUCAUUUCUAUUCUUGGUUUAGCCAAAACAUCCAAGCGUACAAUCAUAAACCGAGGACAAAGCAUGUGUGCGCGACUGUCUGUGUAUGUUUAUACAGUCAAACGAUGGCGGGACAUGGCAGGGAACACCAUGUCACGCAAAAUAAAGAGGGCACUUUGAUUUUACUUUUAGAAAACACAUUUACCAUUUCUAAGUUACAGAUACUAUAAAUACCAUGUAAUUGUCGCUGUGGUAGGAUGUGAUGUGCUGUAUUUACAGGUGCAAGUUUGUCUGUUGUGUUUGUGUUUGGGCGUGUGCAGAUUCAAGACUGGACCAGGGCUUAAAAGUCUUUUCUCUCUCGAACUAUACGCUGCGUGUUUCCUUGCAGAUUUAAAAACUCCACCUGCUCAUGAGACCAUGAUGUAACCGUUCCAGCUGUAGCCGUCCCUCUUGCUGUUGAUUGGCAAACUGAAUGUCUAAAUGUCUUAUAUUCCUCUGUAACAGCAUGAAAGGACAAUUCCCCACAUCGACACCUUGAUGUAUUACUGUUUUUAGUUUUCCGGUCGGAAAGAGUUGCCAGAAAACCUUUCCAGCUAACGAUUUUCAGCCACGCUGCAACCAACAUUCCAGUGAUGUGAACAGAGUCUUGGGUGUUAAAACUCCUCCAUGUUUUCAGAUCUUCCUGUGAUAUCUAUCCACAGCCGUUUAUUCUUGUUUAGCUCAUUUGUCGCGCAAUAUUUUUAGUUGGAAGCGAUGUCAGUAUUUCACGAUGUACUUGGCCUAACGUUUUAGAUACUAUUGACAAUUCAAUAAGCAAAUUAGGUCCAUCAUAGCACACAAAAGUCUGAGAUGACAUUUCCCCUGACCUUUGGAAUUGGAUAAUUUGUUAUAAUGGAUCACGGAGGAUAACAGAUUUAUUCAAAUACCAGCCAAGUGUUGCUUUGUGCUAUUUAUUCAUCACAAAAACAGUUAUUUACUGAAACAUUUGAAAUGUACACGGCUACAUUUUCUUACACAUAUUUAUUUACAUGUGUGCAGUAGUUACUGUAAUCAGCAGUAAAGAUAAAAAACUAGCCGGCGCUCUGUGUCAUGUCAUAAGUUUAAGGAAACAUUUCUCCUUCAGUGAAGUUUACGCCCUCUCCUAUUGUUAUAACCCAUAGUAAACAAGAGUCUGUGUUGUGAAAUAUUCUGUAUGUAUUUAAAUACAUAAAGCCGUAGUUCAUGUUAAUAUCUAAUGUUCCAUAUUUAAUGUGCACAGCUGACGGCACAUUCAUGUAUGAUGCAGUUUGUGUUGUAUGUAUGCAAAAAUAAAUCUAUGUCAAAUUGA
Messenger RNA from Oryzias latipes (Japanese medaka), 7829 nucleotides. The record is from RefSeq and is a predicted model, not a curated record. NCBI's taxonomy places the organism in Eukaryota, Metazoa, Chordata, Actinopteri, Beloniformes, Adrianichthyidae.